Jaminaea rosea is the source of this 1098-nucleotide messenger RNA. RefSeq lists its product as hypothetical. The record is from RefSeq and is a predicted model, not a curated record. The coding region runs from base 217 to 903 and encodes 228 amino acids. The transcript has 3 exons. NCBI's taxonomy places the organism in Eukaryota, Fungi, Basidiomycota, Exobasidiomycetes, Microstromatales.
CUCAUUAGGUAGUCACGAUUCGGCGCCGACGUUGUGGUCGCUACCCUCGUCGAGCAAGCCAAUUGCAGGCGAGCCGCUGCGUUUUCACCUUCUUCGCCACCCUCCUCGCGACUCAGCAGUCCCGUCCCUACCUUUCCCCUCACCGCAGCAUCGUCCAUCACCCUCAAAGAGCAUUUCAUCCUUAACUUCUGGCCAGGGAGGCCUCUGCGCCGCAACAUGCUGGGCCUCGAAUCUUCGUCCCUCGUUGACACUUCGACGACGGUCUCAGCGGCGACAGCUGGUAUGGCGCAUGGUCACGGCUCACGCAAGCCGGCCGUCACACAAGCCUACGUCGCAGCCAAGUCCGACCUCUGGUCUCCAUACGUCGGACUGCAAUUCAGCGUCCUCCUCCUCACCCUCGUAGCCUCCGAGGCCGUACGCUAUUUCCGAGGCCAACGUCGGCUCGGGCAAGGCAGCAGCGACCCUUCCAUUGUCAAGGGCACCGUCGUGGCGGUAUGCACCACGACAGUCGUGCAGAGCAUCUUCACCUUCUACGGCGGCUACACCGUCUUCGUGCAGAAUUGGGGCCGAACCUCGCCCGGGCUGCGCGAGUUGAUGUACGGCAACAUGGUGUCCGACGCGGUCAUUGCGGCCAUUGUCCAUUCUCUCUACAGCUGGUACCUCUUCACGCUGACCAGUGGCCAGAUGCGCUGGGGUGGAUGGCUGCUGGCGAGCAUCAUCAUGAUCUUCUCUACUGCGCAGCUCGCAUGCAGCAUCCUCGCGGCGCUAGGGUUCGCUCAGUCGACGCCCUGGUUGCCAGAGAGUGAUGUGCAGCUCACUCGCGCUGUAUUCAGGGCAUGGCUGGGCAUCUGUGCGGGCACCGAUUUGUUCAUCAGUAGGUGGGGGGUGUGCCCGCAGAGGUAGCCUUGACUGACAUCCUGCCUCGCGACCUCACUCGCAGCACUCGUUUGCCUCUUCAAGGCCAAUCAAGCUCGUCGCGAACAAGACCCGGAUCACAAGUGGUGCAUCUGCUCACUCUUCUGGACCACCAUCUGGGUACUUCUCCCCGGCAACGCCAUCGCAGUCCUCGUCACGCUCGCUGCUCUCCUCGCGCAGAGC